CCCGUCGGUCUGUCUGUAAUCUUCCCCGCAGGAAGGAAUGGCUGGCCAGGCAGUCAGGUCGAACCGAGGCCACAGACCUGUGGGUCACAGGUGCUAGACCCCUCCCUUCUCCCGCCCAGUCACAGGUAAUUGUCCAAGCAGGAAGCAAAGGCUGGCCACGCUGGCCCAGCAGCAGAGAGAACCGGCGGGUGCAGGCUCGGCAGCCGCGCGGUGGAGGCUUCGGUGGGUGGGUUCUGUGCUCGAGGAGUUUCCGCGCCAGCCCGAGCGCAAAGCUCUUGGGAAGCAUAUCAAGUCUAAAGUGAACAGCUCACUCUCCGGCAGCACUGGAACCAUGAGCAAUAAUGGAACAGACUUAACCACUGGUUUUGUCUCCUCUUCUGUGGCCGUCCUUUUGUUUGGCUCAAACUUUGUGCCACUUAAAAAAUAUGAGACUGGUGAUGGAAUGUUUCUCCAGUGGGUACUUUGUGCUGCUGUAUGGUUGGUUGCCCUGGUGGUCAAUCUGAUAUUACAUUGCCCUAAAUUUUGGCCUUUUGCAAUGGUUGGUGGCUGUAUUUGGGCAACAGGGAACAUUGCUGUUGUCCCAAUUAUCAAAACCAUUGGUUUAGGCCUUGGAAUAUUAAUCUGGGGAUCUUUUAAUUCCUUAACUGGCUGGGCAAGUUCAAGGUUUGGCUGGUUUGGAAUGGAUGCAGAAGAAGUAUCAAAACCGGUGCUAAAUUACAUUGGAGCUGGAUUAUCGGUAGUAAGUGCUUUCAUAUUUUUGUUCAUCAGAAGUGAAAUACCAAGUAACACGAGUUCUGUGGACACCACGCCGUUAAUGACAGAGCAUGCGAUCAACAAAAUUCAAGAUCCCUGUCGUGAUUAUUCCUGGGUGGAUAAACUCUCCACAGUGCAACAGCGCAUAGUGGGCUGCUGUCUUGCAGUGAUAUCUGGAAUACUCUACGGGUCAACGUUUGUGCCAAUCAUUUAUAUCAAGGACCACAGCAAAAGAAAUGGCAGUAUAUAUGCAGGGGCAAGCCAGUAUGAUUUAGACUAUGUUUUUGCACACUUCAGCGGCAUCUUUCUUACAAGCACAGUCUACUUUCUCGCCUACUGUAUAGCCAUGAAAAAUAACCCUAAGCUAUAUCCUGAAGCAGUGUUGCCAGGUUUCCUGUCAGGAGCUCUUUGGGCCAUAGCUACGUGCUGUUGGUUCGUAGCUAACCACUCUCUCAGUGCUGUGGUCAGUUUUCCAAUAAUCACUGCUGGUCCAGGAUUUAUAGCUGCAAUGUGGGGUGUCUUCAAGUUUAAGGAAAUACAGGGUCUACAAAACUACCUAUUGAUGAUUUUUGCAUUUUGCAUCAUCUUGACUGGAGCAUUAUGUACAGCUUUCUCUAAAAUCUAACAAUCAUGAGGCCAGCAGAUGGCAGCAGUGGGUAAAAGAACGCUGAUACAGGACUGGGUGACUAUGCCAAGGACAGAGUGCGUUUUCACACAGCAAAUGGAUUUCAACCUUUCUUGGACUGGGUAAAUGAGUUUUUUUCCACACAUGUCAAAAUAAAGAAAAACUAAGUUUCAGCCAAGUACAAAAAUGAACUAUUUAUGAGGUAGGACUUUCCUGGGUGACUAAUAUGUCUGUAUUCUUAGAGUAUUACAGCCGAGAGGGUUCCUUUUACCACAGGAGGUACUCAGUGUUGCACAAGCUACAAAACAGUGUGGAGUUCAUACACCCAAAGAAUUUUGGUUUUGCCCAAGUUUCCAACAUAUUACCCUCAUUGAUGAAGAGAGGCAGAAAAAUGUUGGGGAGAGAAUUGGGAGAAGACCUACCUUAUAAUGGAAUUCCAAAGAUAUCUAGAUCCUUUGCUAGAAAAAGUAAAUGUCAUCGUUGGUAACUGAAUGUUAAAAAGGCCAUUUUAUUAUUUUUAGCCCAAGCUUAUUUUUACAUCAAAUUAAUAUUGCCCAACUCUGCAUCACCCACUCAUCUUAGCUCAAAACGCUCUUGAUCAUCUCCAGAUAAAAUCCAUCCUCAGAGAACAAAAAUUUCCCACCAUUGAGAAUGAAUGUAUAAUACCUAUUCAAACAUGUACAAGUGCACAUACAUAAAUACACACACACACACAUAUAUGUAUGUAUGUAGAGGGAAUUCUACAGCUGCUGUAAUGAGGGUCUAGCUGAUCAGAGUGAGAAUUUAGAGGGACCAAACACCUCUUUGUAUGUAUAAUGUAUUAUAUUUUUCUGACAUACUUCUCUAAAAUCCUCUUUAAACUGGAGGCUUUCUUCCUGUUUUAACUGGUGGUUUCCAUUGGGUAAAAGGAAGUAACAGACAUGUUACUUCUAUAUAUAUUUAUAUAUGUGUGCACAUAUGUAUAUGUAUGUACAUGUACACACACACACACAUAUUAAGAAGAGACAGCAGAGCACUGUCUAAGCGUGUACACUCUGGAGCUCACCCAGACGGGUUUAAAUCUCACCUGUGCUUCGUCUUAGUUGUAUGACUUUGUACAAGUCCUUGAGCUUCCUGUCUCAGAUUUCUCAUCUAUAAAAUGGAAAUCGUGAUAAUGAUGGUUAUUUCAAGGUUCAAAUUAAUUAAAAUCUGCGCCAUGUGUUCCUGAGUGUCUGGCACUUAGCAAACAUUAUGUAACUCUUAGCUAUUAUUAUCAUGUACUCUUUGAGAAAGAGAUUAUUGAAUUAGAGAAUAUUUUAUAAGAGCUAUUGCCCUCACGACCAGCCCGUCCAAACAGCUACUUACUCCUCUCUGUGAGUGUGAUUUUUAAAAUGAUACUGGAGUCUUUAUCUCAUUAUUGAACUAUCUUAUUGUCACACCUUACCAAAACUCAUUUUAACUUUAACUUUAACCUGAAAUGCCGUUAAUCAUAUUGACAUCUUGAAAUACAUUAACAUUUUUCUUAUUUAAAUAUAUUUUCAAAUUUCGUA
Molecule: messenger RNA, 2907 nt
Organism: Suricata suricatta (meerkat)
Lineage: Eukaryota; Metazoa; Chordata; Mammalia; Carnivora; Herpestidae
Gene: TMEM144
Product: transmembrane protein 144
Exons: 12
Coding region: 332-1378 (348 amino acids)
Biological process (GO): carbohydrate transmembrane transport
Cellular component (GO): membrane
Molecular function (GO): carbohydrate transmembrane transporter activity
Source: RefSeq, a predicted model, not a curated record